AUGAUCAUGGACGCGGCGCCCUUGCACUUCGCCGGGCCGCUGUCCGCCGACGUUGGCGCGGCGCUCUUCGAACCCUAUGUCGGGGAGCGCCUUCCCGGCCCUGGCUUCUCCUUCGAAGUGAGCGCGUCUGACGUGUUCGCCACGCGCUCACUGGCGCCCGCUGACGGCCUCGCCAGCGGCUUGGGGAUCGACUCGUGGAACUUCUUGGACGCGCUGGAGCAGUUGGCGGAGACGCUGCGAUGCCGCGACCAAGUCGGCGGACGUCUACCGGGCGGGACGCCGCCGGCGCCGGCGAGCCCGUACUCCGCGCAGUUGGGGAGGCAGAUCUUGGACACGGAGGUGCCGCCGACGCAAAUUUGCAUCGCGGGCGCAGACACCUUGGAUCUCGACUCAGAAUUGUCGCAGCUCAUGGAUGACGAUUCAGGGCUGACGCUUUUCCCGACCGCCGUCGAGCGCAAUUCUGGGUGCCCACCCUUCCAAGGACAACGCGCAUCAAUGUGCCGCUGGACUGCAGUCGGCGUUCCCGCCGCCCAGCACCGCGUCUCCACAUCGGAGAGCGGCGCUCUCGCAGUCGCUUCCAGAUUGUACGAACCGCCGGCAGGCGUCGAGCACUUCUCGUGGGGCGCAGAAGGCGGCGUUGAUCUGGGAGACUUCACGUUCGAGGCUGGCUCAUACGCCGUGGUUAAAAGCCAUGGCGAAGACUUCUUGAGAGGGAUCAUGGCGCCCCCCGCGCGAUUUGGCGAGGCGAGCGGCCACGCGGGCCUGGCGCACGGCGCGCCAGUGCAGUUCGCCGGCGAAAUCAGAAUAGACGGGGACGCAAUGCUGCUAGCUUGGAAUUUGAUGUCGGGGACAUAUGCAAUCCCGCACGAAUUUGCUGAGCAGUCGGGGCUCCCUGUGCACAUGUACUGGCGAUUUUACACAGCUCAUGAACUCGCGACCACGGGCGCCCCGCCGACUGGCGCACAUGUUCGAGCUCUUCGCGGAGGCAGUUACCUUUUCAAGCACGUUGCCACCCGCGGCCCAGAUGACGACGAAUCUGAGCAACCUCGCAAGAAGGCAAGGCCAGCCGAUCCCUUGGAGAUGUGGGAGGCGAAAGAAUAUCAAGAAUUCCAGCGGAUCGGCGAUGAAAUCGCGAUCGAGGAGGAGGUAGAGCCCAAACCCGAAACCAUGAUGGACAUCACUAGGGCGUGGCUGGUCCGCUUGGAGGAGGAAGUGAAAGGGUGGGUGACCCAGCCAAGCCAGCCUUUGCACGAUGCCCUUGUCGUGGUCGCCCUCCACGUGGCCAUGAACAUUCAGUGGGAUCCGUUCAGCGAUCUCAUUGUGGCCCGCCUGGCCGCCUCAAUUCUGGAUCAUAAGAUUGUGGCGCACCCUGAUGCGGUGUGCUCCUACAGCAAUGGUGCCUACUCUCGACUGCAAGAGCUGCCACCGGGAUGCAUCACUUACAUCGGCGAGACGCUCAUCAGGGCACAGUGCAUUUUCCAAUCAAUGGCUGCCGAGCUGGCGAAGCAGACUAAGUUGAAGCGAGAGCUCCUGUACAAGGCAGAGGAAAAGCCCGGCAAUGCGCGGUGGGCCUGCGCCGGCGAGGCGACGGGGUCGCUGCGCACAGCGAUGACCGACCGGAAGAGGUCCAAGGCCAUAUUAGAUUUAGUUGGAAAGUGGUUCGCCGGCGAUUUCCCGCCGCCGAAUGCACUCGUGAAUACCGAGGACAAGACGAUUCGCUGGGUUUCCGGCCCGUUGCAGCCCGUGGCGAAGAGUCCAGACAAUAAGUGUUACAUACAUCUGCCCGUGCGCCUCUCGUGGAAGCCUUCAGACAGUGCGCUGGUGAAGCUGCGCGCGUUCCUGCGCGCUGCGUUCGCUGGCCGUGACGACGCGAGAAUAGUCGAUGGGUCCAACGUCUUCCAGCAGGAGGGGGAAUUCCGCAAGCAGGGGUGCCAGUUUGCCCAGGCGAAGUGCAUAACGAUUCAGGAGUGUCAGGCUGGAAAGUUCUUACAAGAGAGCGACUUCAAGAACUUCGUCAGCGGCGGGUACUCACCUUGCAGGAUCAAGUAUGCGCGCGAGGAGCUGUUGAAUAACAUCAUGCAACUGAGCGAGCGCACCAUGCGGGGCACGCUGCAGUUCGCGCAGAAGAUGGCAAACGGCGGGCUGCGCGACGUCGAGCCGCAGCAGGAGGGCGCCGUCGCCGGGAAGCCCGACAAACCAAGUCGGAGCAAAAGUGAAUUCCUCGUUUGCCAAGUUCACGAGGAAUCCGCAGGUCUUACAAAGAUCACGGACACCUUCGUGCAAAGGCUGAAUUGCAUACCUUGCCUCUGCGCGAAGGAGAGCAAGCAAGGGAAGGCCACUCGUAUUCAGAACUUCCGAUGCGCGGUCGAGGACUUCCCAUGCUUGUUUACGCCUUUAGCAGAUAAGGGCUUCGCGCGCUUGAACAUCGAUCUCCAGAAGUUCAACGAUACCAUGGACAAGUACGGCCACUCCUGCUUUGGUUGCUGGCCUGAAUGGGGAUCCGUCUGGGAUGCCCGAAGCAACGUGCAGCGUCUGUUCUACGACGGCGCUGAGCCGGAUAACGAAGAGGCUUCCCUUGAGAGAGACGAGAGCGUCGACGUUGAGAUCGUAAACAUGCUGGAGGUUGUAGACUUAGCUGGCUUGCGUAGAUAUGCAGCCCACCAGGUGGACCGCAGGCAGGAAUGCGUCGAUGCGUACAUUGAUCGGCUCGAACGAGAAGGUCAGAAACAGGGUAACUACGUGACGUUGCUUGUUCAGUACUAUCGUAAACAUGGGCUCCCGGGUCGCCUGUGCGCCAUUGGGCCGUCCUUGCAGAAGCAGACCAAGGUCCCCCUUACAUCGCUCAAGAGGUUCGCCAGGCAUUAUACCGAGUGGCGUGAUUUCAUGAGAGAUUACCUGGGCGUGGACGCGGCCGAUGCAAAGAAAUCAAUAUCGAGAAUUUUCUGUUUGGGGUUGCCGACGAGCGACUUGCCGUUUCUAUGGUCGCUCGCGUCGGACGUCGCGCAGGCUGCGCACUUGCUAAUGCAGAUGCCAGACAACAGACAUCUGCAGGACAUGGUCGGUGACCGGAAGCACCCACGAGCAACUAGGUUCUUCUAUGCAGUGUCAAAGUCCGAAGGCCAGUUGCUAGCCCGGGUCACUGAUGGCAUCGUCAAUCUUGGUUGGAGGCCAUCCGCCUUGUUGUUUGACGAAUUGUACUUUCAGUGCCCUGCGCCUCCCGACAUCGCGGAGGAGGCGGUUGGCGACGUGUGCGAAACGUUCGGCCGUGCAUUCAGAGUGGCGCAGCCGCAGAGCUUCAGCGAUAGGCAGAUCGUAGUGAAGAUGACGGCAGCCGGCUUCCUGAAGGACUGGGAACUUUUGACGGGGUCCGCGCCGUGGCCAGGGCCAGGUUUCGAGCCCUUGGGGGCGUCGGAACUCCAGCGCAGGGCAUGUGGAACAUGGGCGUGCCGCUGCUGCAGAAAGUCGUGCCACAAAUGCAUUCUGCCCCAUGCCUGCCACCCUGUGCUGUCGGCCGCUUGGGGCAGAGACUAUCGGAAUUUGAAGGGCCAGAUUAUCAUUCUCUUCGGGCUGGUGGCGGGGCUUACGACGGCCCAGAACCAUCUGCUCUGGGAGACCAGCAGGGACUUCGUGGCGAACAUGUCCAGCAAGCUUGACCUGGCCCGGCAAAAAAUCGCCCUGCGCGAAGAGAUGAAGAUCAAGUUCGGCGACCCCCUCCAGGAGCAGUGGCGGGACGUAGAGGCAGACGAGGUUGACCUCGGCAAGGAACAGGUCGGCGACAAGAUGAAGUGGCAUCAGUGGGCCGGCAUUGUGGAGCGCGGCCGGCCAGAAUCCUUAGUUAUCUUCAAAACGUCGCCGAAGCUGACGAAGCCGCGCGCGCCUGGCCCUGGCCCCAUCACGAAGAAGGACUGGGCGCCGAUGGCAAAAAAACACCUCAAAGGGCGCAAGGUCUUGCUGCACACAGACGGCGCGCGGGCCUACAAGAUCGGAAUGAAUCGGAAAAGCAAGCUCGACGGCGUGGUGCACGACUACGUCGUGCACAAGCUGAAGAAGCAGGGGCCAAGCAACAAACUCAAGGCGACGUACGUCCAGCUGUUUUCCCACUGCGUCGAAGGAAAAGCCGUCCACGCCAAAGGGGGAACGCAGAUUAUCGAUCGGUGCUGGAGGUGUCUGCGAAAGCACGUGGGAACGCGCUCUUCCACCGUGUCAGGCACCAGGAAAUGCGAUGCUAGAGUGCGCGCUGCGCAAUGGCAUUACUGGCACAUGGGCUCUGACCUCUGGGCGAAGACAGGCGAUAUGUUCAGGGCGUUGCUGUGA
Molecule: messenger RNA, 4314 nt
Organism: Prorocentrum cordatum
Lineage: Eukaryota; Dinophyceae; Prorocentrales; Prorocentraceae
Source: the annotation of a GenBank genome assembly